This is a messenger RNA of Cladophialophora psammophila CBS 110553, 1017 nucleotides long. RefSeq lists its product as uncharacterized. Gene Ontology annotation, molecular function: transmembrane transporter activity. Gene Ontology annotation, biological process: transmembrane transport. The transcript has 4 exons. The coding region runs from base 1 to 1017 and encodes 338 amino acids. Lineage: Eukaryota; Fungi; Ascomycota; Eurotiomycetes; Chaetothyriales; Herpotrichiellaceae. The record is from RefSeq and is a predicted model, not a curated record.
AUGGCCGGUCUUGCUUUCAUCCUACUUUUCUUUUUCUACAACCCUCCGGACUUCCGUCUCCUUCGUCGAAACCAAACAAAGUGGCAAGCGCUGGCAAGAAUCGACUGGCUAAGCUUCGGAAUUUAUCUUGGCUCAAUCGUCUGUUUCCUACUUGGUAUAUCCUGGGGCGGCCGGCAAUAUCCUUGGGGAUUUUCACGCGUGAUUGCUACAAUUUGUGUUGGCACUGUCGGAUUUGCCAUUUUUCACUCUGGGGCAAGUCCUCGAACCCAGCAUAAUUGCGAAGUGGCUGCUGAGGGCAGACUGAUCCCGUUCUACCUGUUCAAAAAUCGCGACUAUGUGGCUUUUGCAAUCACCGGAGCUGUUGGCUCUAUGAUCUUCUAUGCGCCGAGCGUGAUUUACGGUCAGGAAACCACAAGCUUGUUUGGCGCCUCACAACGAAAAUCUGGCUGGUACUCAUUAGCAAUAACUGCUGGACCUCCCGCCGGGCAGCUUCUGGGAGGGGCUUCGACGAAACCUCUGGGUCACACAAGAUUACAACUGAUCGCCACAUGCGAGACCUUCGCCAGUCGUAUUGGCGGAAUCGCCGGCGUCACCCGUAACACGCCCGCAAUGUCAGUGGCAUUCACAAUCAUAUCAGCAAUCAUGAUCGGCUAUAUGGAGGUUGUCAUUCAGCUGCAAAACCAACUAACCCAGAACGUGCUGAAGUACGUGGUCCCUGCGGCUGUUCAGGCUGGCCUUCCGAAUGAUUCAGUAUCAAAUGUUCUACAAGCCAUUGCUUCCGGUGUAUCGUCUAAACUAGAGGCGGUCCCAGGCGUUGAUGCCGCUGUGUUGGUCGCUGUGGGGAGCGCUGUCAAGACAGCGUACGAAGUGACGUUCAAGGUCAUUUUCUUGGCCAGCCUCGUGUUUGGAGCUAUUUCAAUCGCCGCUGCUUGCACUGCCAGGGACCUCGAUUCACACAUGACAUCGAGCAUUUCUUGCAGGCUACAGCACGUCCCCGUCAAAGUUGCUCCCAGUUAA